GAUUCAGAGUUCCCUGUUGAUACUCAAGUGAACCCAUACCUUGUGCAUGCUAAAGAAUAUACUCAACCCCUGGAAUCUGAAGAGUAUAAGCUGAGCAACGUUUUAAAAGUGCAUGACUUAGCAGUGAGCUGUUUGGCUUUACAUCCCCAAAAAGACAUGGUAGUCACUGGCAGUGAUGACCACCUCUGGAAAAUGUGGGCUUUACCUGAUGGGGACAUCAUCAUGACAGGUGAAGGUCACACUGAUUGGCUUUCGGGCUGCUACUUCCAUCCAAGUGGCAUGCAGCUGGUCACUUCAAGUGGGGAUACCACAGUGCGGAUAUGGGACUUUUCAAAAUGUGGAUGCAUUCUGACUUUAGAAGGACAUACCCAUGCUGUACAGGACUGCUCAUGGCAUUCGUGUGGCGAUUUCGUGGCUUCUGCCUCCACGGACAACACAAGUAAAAUAUGGGAUGUUAACAGUGAGAGAUGCAGAUAUACGAUGUGUGGCCAUAAAGAUUCGGUCAAUAGCAUUGAGUUUCUUCCAUUCUCAAACACUGUUCUCACCAGCUCUGCUGACAAGACUUUGUCUCUGUGGGAUGCCAGAAUGGGUCUCCGUGUUUACACAUUCUGUGGUCACCUGCAUUCCUGUACUCAUGCUACAUUUAACAUGAAGGGUGAUACAAUUGCUUCCUGUGACUCCUCCGGCGUGAUGAAGCUCUGGGACAUUCGGAAGGUGGUCCCUAUUUUAUCUGUAGAUGCAGGCCCACGUCCUGCCAACCAGGUCAUCUUUGAUCACUCCGGGCGUCUCGUGGCUCUGGCGAGCAGCGAUGGAUCCGUUAAGGUUCUGCAACUUGACGUUGGGCAGCUCUCCAGCCUGCGGGGCCACGGCGGCGAAGCGCACGGCGUUACCUUCCAUCGCAAGGCAGGGCAGCUGCUUUCCGGGGGCGCCGGCGGUACGGUUUGUCUCUGGAACCGAGGACCGGCACGCUGCUUAAC
Molecule: messenger RNA, 977 nt
Organism: Phaethon lepturus (White-tailed tropicbird)
Lineage: Eukaryota; Metazoa; Chordata; Aves; Phaethontiformes; Phaethontidae
Product: sperm-associated antigen 16 protein-like
Exons: 7
Biological process (GO): axoneme assembly
Cellular component (GO): axonemal central apparatus
Molecular function (GO): protein binding
Source: RefSeq, a predicted model, not a curated record